AUGAGUACUGGGGUUCAAGAUGAUAGGAAACCUUUAUUUGAUUCAGCAGUAUCCUUUCUGAGCGACCCCAGCGUUAAGGAUGCACCUUUGACUAAAAAGAUUGAAUUUCUGCAGUCUAAAGGACUGACUCAACAGGAAGUAGAAUUGGCCCUCAAAAAGUCACAACAAGAUCAUGAAAUGCUCUCGCAGAAUGUUAAUAAUAGUAGUACUGCUACUGUCGCAAGAGAACCAGAUAGAGGUUCUCUAAUGUAUGAGGCGGUUCCACCACCAUUGCCACGCCGUGAUUGGAAGGAUUACUUUAUUAUGGCAACAGCCACAGCAGGUUUGUUCUACGGCGUCUAUGAAGUAACAAAGAGGUAUGUAAUCCCCAAUAUUCUACCAGAAGCACAAUCUAAAUUGGAACAGGACAAGAAAGAAAUACAAGAUCAAUUCGAAAGGGUCGAUAAGCUGCUAGUAACGUUGGAAAAUGAACAAUCAGAAUUUAAAAAGCAAGAGGAACAAAAAUUAGUGGAAUUGGACAAGACUGUAGUAGAUCUGCAAACCUGUUUGGAACAGACUUCAUAUACAAGAGAUAAGAUCGAAGAUGAAUUCAAAAUAAUGAAAUUGGAAAUGGCUAAUUUACAGAGUAAAUUGGACACAUUUGUGAUGGCUAAAAGAGGUGAUCAACAGUUGGAAAACAUUAGUUCAGAACUUGAAUCUCUCAAGAAUUUGAUCAAGACGCGUGAGAUGCAUCCUGGGAAUUCCACCAGCAGUACUAAUGACGCUGUUAACCACAAAUCUCCGUUGAACAAAAAUCCUGUACCGGGUGUAGAGGCAAUUCCCUCCGCAACAGAGAUCCUAAGCAAAAUGAAUUUUGGAAAUAAUAAUAAUAAUAAUAAGGACCAAGAACAAGCAUCUGUACCAGCGUGGAAAAAGGCAAGAGAAGAAUCUUUGAACCAUUCAAAUUCAAAUCCAAAUUCGAAUUCAAUCCCGGAAUGGCAGAAGAGUGCGAUGAACAACACUACAAACCCUGAGUUGCAUGACUCUACUAGCAACAACAGUGAAUCAACGGCCCAAGAAUAA
Zygosaccharomyces rouxii is the source of this 1062-nucleotide messenger RNA. RefSeq names its product Pex14p (gene PEX14). Gene Ontology annotation, biological process: protein import into peroxisome matrix, docking. Gene Ontology annotation, cellular component: peroxisomal importomer complex; peroxisomal membrane. Gene Ontology annotation, molecular function: signaling receptor binding. The transcript has a single exon. Lineage: Eukaryota; Fungi; Ascomycota; Saccharomycetes; Saccharomycetales; Saccharomycetaceae. The coding region runs from base 1 to 1062 and encodes 353 amino acids. The record is from RefSeq and is a predicted model, not a curated record.